Messenger RNA from Amphibalanus amphitrite, 3955 nucleotides. RefSeq names its product synaptophysin-like protein 2. The transcript is spliced from 6 exons. The coding region runs from base 169 to 888 and encodes 239 amino acids. Gene Ontology annotation, cellular component: synaptic vesicle; synaptic vesicle membrane. NCBI's taxonomy places the organism in Eukaryota, Metazoa, Arthropoda, Thecostraca, Balanomorpha, Balanidae. The record is from RefSeq and is a predicted model, not a curated record.
GAGUCAUGUGCGAGAUACCGUGGCUGCCAUAAGCCUACUAAAAUACACACAUUUCUUUCCAAGUCGAGGAGAGAUAACAAUUAGUACGCGUCCUAUUCCAACAACAACAACAACGAGAUAACAAUUAGCGGUAUUUCAUUGACUUGCAAGCUCACCCACGCUGUCAUUAUGCUUCAAGUGCAUGUGGAAGUUCUAAAAGAGCCCCGUGGCUUUAUAAAGAUACUGCAGUUUCUUUUGGCGAUCCUGGCAUUUUCCACCACAGUGAGCUUCAGCACCUACUUCACGUUCCACGCCACGGUCCCGAACUGCCAGGGCGGACUGAACGAUGUUGUCAGAAAUACCGUCGAGUAUCCGUUCGCGCUGGACGCGGUGCUCAUCCGUCAGACACUCUGCUCCAGCCCGCCGCAGACGGCCAGCUUCCACUUCCCCACCGACGUGUCGCCCCAGGCCAAGUUUUUCGUGGCGCUCGGAGUCAUCUGCAUGUUGUACGCGGUGCUGGCGCUGGUCGGAUACGUCCUGCUGCACGACAUGUACAUCGGCAGACGCCUGAUCCCCUCUGCGGACUUUGUGCUGCACGCGGCUCUGGCGUUCCUCUGGCUGGUGGCGGCGGCGGCGUGGGCGGCCGGCAUGUCGACGCUGGCCGACGGCUCCGACCCGGAGCCGGCGCUCUCGCGUCUCUGCGACCAGCUGAUCGGCGUCCAGUGCUCGGUGAACGGAGAUGACCACCGUGGGUCGUUCGGGAAACUGAACGCCUCGCUGUGUUUCGGCUUCCUGAAUAUGUUCGUGUGGGCGGCCAACCUGUGGUUCAUCUUCAAGGAGACGAUGUGGUACCGGGCGCGGCCGGAAAACGCUACCACCGCGGCCCCCGCGCCCUCCGCCAAUGCCUAGUGGGGCUCCGGACGGGCUCAGAGAGGCUAUGCUGGCCGGUAGGUGGCGCCACGCGCCCGCCCGUAGAUCGCCAGUACCUGCGUAGGUAGCGCUGCAUGUCUGGCGCGGCGGCGGUCGGCCGCUGGCUGGCUCUGGUGACCAGCCGGCAGAGAUCGCCCCAGCCGCCGCGCCGCGCCAGGUAGCUAGUCCUCUGCUCGUGCCAACUGCCAAGCGAUGGUCCGUGGUGUCUGCAAAUAUUGUACUCAUCAUCAAAAUAUCGGCCAUGUUUUCUGGCCACGAGAAUUCAUGCGUAGUUUUUUUUUUUGUCAUGUGAAAAUGUUCUGUAAUCUUAUGUGUUCUUCCAGAAGUGCUCUUCCAAUCAAUACUGCCAAAUGCGAGAAAAAUAAUCAUAUAUUAGACUGGGUUCAACAUUGAUCAAUGUCCGAAGCACAAAGAGGGUCUUAAGAGCAAUGUCUGACCAUUAACCCGCGCCCGGCUGGGGGUCCUGGAUUUCCACGCCCUGCUGGGGGGGGGGGGUGUUUGAACACCCCCCCCUUCUAACUCGGCUCCUGGGCCACGUAGCGAUACGCGGAAGGCGGCGUUCGAAAGAGCGUAAAAAAUAAUGACGAAAUCACUUCGGUCAAUUUUUUGGUCAGGUCAAAGGUCAGGUCACCAGAGGUCAUUGAAGGCAAAAUUUCGCCGAUUUCCAGGUCGAAUGUCGACAAUUUCCAAGAAGCCAACACAUAACUCGGGAACCAAUAGAGCUACAGCGCCGCGGAAAAGCGCAUUCGAUAGCUCUAUUAACGCCCUUUCUGAGUAAUUCUCUCAGAUUUGACCUAACGUCAACGGUUUUGCCUGCAGGGGGCAAAAACUGCAAAAAUAGCCGAUUUUUUUCGGAAACAGUUUUUCUGCAAUAACUUUUGACCCAAGCCAUGUACGAGCUUACUUUUACCGGUAUCGUGUUCCUCUCGUCAAGACGCAUCGAAUGAACUAUAACUUGACCUUGAAAGGUCAACUUGAAAAUUUGACCUCAGGUCAAGGUCAUGACCUGACCGGAAAGGGUCAUGUUGCAUAUCAGUCGAUCCGUAUCGUCGAGCUGAACACAGCUAAGGCGUUUUCAUCGCUCUAGCAUGCGUGUAUCAAAAGUUAUUUGCGAAAAACUGUUAGAUACCAUUCGUGACCUAAGAUGACCUCAGGGCAUAAACAGGGGUCACAGACACCAUUUUCAUGUUCAGUGUGUCUAAACCACUUGUAAUUCAGUGUUUGGGAGUGUUCAUAAUGUCUUUCGUCCAAAGGAGGCGCAUUUCAAUUUUCUCCCAUUGACUUAUAAUGGGGAGGUCGCAAAAUUGACCUGACCUUAGGUCAUCGAUAUCAAAAUUCUGAGAUAUACAUUUUGUACAUGCUAUUGCUCUUAGCAAUCGCUGAAAGUUUCAAAGCGAUCGGUCACUCGGUGUAGCUAUGACAGACAUUGAAACUUUUUAUGAGGUGAGGUCACUUCAAGUGACCUGGUGACCUGACCUUGAAUGACCUUGGUCUGAAAUUUUCACAACAUGUGUAGAAUUGAUGUAUGAUAAGGUGUACCAAAAACGGCGGCGCUCCGCGCCGCCGUUUUUGAGAUAUUCGCGAAAAACCACAAGGGGGGGUGUUCAAACACCCCCCCCAGCAGGGCGCGGGUUAAAUGGCAUGCCAUUCAGCUCUUCAUACGAAUAAUCGCGUACACUUUUCAUCCGAGAUACACCGCCUGAUUAUCUUUGGGGAUGGAGUGGGACCUGGAAUGGGCAAUUCCAUUGCGCUGCCAAACAUUUAUUUGCCUUUGAAUUUAUAUCAAACCGUUUUCGUACAUCUUAAGACCAGUUAGCUGUUCCGGCCUUGUGGGGCAUUGCCGAUGCGAAGGCAUCGCGCGAGUCAGUUGCUGAGGUUUCUUGUCGCAGCUCCCGGUUUGGCCAUACGCCUUGCGUAGUGUGCAGAGGCCGGGUACUGGAUAAACCGUGGGCCCGAGUGGCCCAGUGAGCGUGGACUGGGCCCAAAAUAACAUUAGGCGCGCCAUGAAGCACACAGUAACAGUCGGUGAGGUACACCUCAUAAUCUGCAGCCGACUGGACGAGUGAUCGGUGUAUCAUGUAACCACUCAGCUUCGCCCCGAUUUGUCGUGAUUGUUUAUAAUUGUUUAGUUAUAUUCGGUGUGAAGGUGAUCGGUCGCGUCGGUCGCGAAAGUGAUGCGGUCGUGAUCGGUGCAAUCUGUCCUAUUAGUGGCAGCUGCGUCCGCUGCCCGACAGUGUGUUUGCGUGUGUGUCUGUCUGUAUACUCUGCGUGCGGAUAAUGCGUGCCGUCUUAAUACUGGUAUUGUUCCGUCCUUUGUGCUUACUUUGGGUGGACAUCGGCACUUCGAAAUGGCGGCGUCGUGGCUUGGCACAUUCCAUGAGGUGGAUAUUCACGGCCCAAUCACUUAAUGCUAGAGAUGAUUCAUUCCGGUAAAUGCUCGAAAAGAUUAUGGCUUUCUGUAUUGAAAACAUGCUUUACUUUUAUCACCCAGCUGUUCGCCAUUGUUUAUCGAAGACAUCGCUUUUCAGGUUUAUGAUUGAACAGUUCACCAACUCACGGCUAUUCUUUUUGGGCGUUUGUGUCAUUUUUGAGUCGGCGACUCCAUUCCAUUUUGCAUCACUGGUCCUUCCUUUCCAUCUCCAGCUGUUUCUCCGUCUCGCGUCUUCGUCCGGUUUCCAUACAUUCCUCUCAGUUUGCCGCAUCAUGGCCGUAUUUUCUGACUUGUGUCUGCUGUACCAUAUAGCCUGGCGUAUGCGGCACAGUAAGUGACCUUUGGUCUGUAGCAUGGUCUUGUGGCGUGGCCACACCAUGCAGUGCCGGUCCCGAAGGACCUCCACCGAAGUCUUUGUCGAUGCUAAACCGACGUCACGGGCCUCUGCCUUCCUUCCAGAGGUGCUGUCAUUAACGUGUGUGUCAUCCCCGUUCGCUUAUCGGAAGGCACCCGUGCUAUGAAGCUGUUCCAGGGUUCAAAUGCUGGUCUUGCCUGGGCGAUAGUUAGCCGUGUGCCUUAGAUGGACCAAUCAGACAAAUACAUAUAUCACAUGUG